AUGCCCUACCUCCCACCACCAGAUCCCGCUUCCUUCGCGCCCCUCGCCUCGGCCCUCGCUCUCCCAAAUGCCGCCGCGCUCGAGGCCGAAUUCGCGCGCCACCUCACCACGGCCAACCACAACAUCGAGAUCCACGGCCCGUACGCCUUCGCGCUGCCCGUCUUCUCGCGCGUGGCCGGCCACCCCCGUGAGCGCCGCGACCUGCGGGACAUCGAGGCCGUGUCGCUGCAGGCGGCGGACCAGGCGGUCGAGUACCGCAAGAUGAGCACCGUGUCGGGGUCUGGCAGCGGGGAGCUCGACGCCUUCGAGGCGCUCCACCACGUCGUGCGCGUGCUGCUGUGGCCGCUGCUGCGCAGCCGCGAGGCCGCGGGCCUGGACGGGGAGAGCUGGGGGUGGGCGGUUUGGGGGGUUAGUGGCGGGUACUUUGGGCCGAAUCAGGAGUGGGUCGCCAAGCGGCGUGCCAGGCUGAAGGAGAUGCUGGAGAGCCCCACGCGGGUGUCGGGGAGCUUCCAUGUGCUGGGGACGGUUCUGGUGGAGAGGAUGAUCCAGCAUCAGGACAGCGUGCGAACCUGGCACCUAGUCUCUGUGCUUUGCUCACUGCUGGCAUCGCUGGGGAGGGAGGUGGUGGUGGGAGAGGUGGAUUGGGCGGCUGCGGCGGCGGAGAUGAGAUUGCCGGGGUGCGAGGAAGAGGAUGAGGAAGAGGAGCUGGAGAUGAGGGGAAGGAAGCAGGAGCGUGGGGAGGAAAGGGGUGGCCCUUGGGCGCCCCUGGAGGCGUAUAUGUUCGGCUGAAAGUAGUGCAGAUUUGGAGGGUAAUAGGGGGUGUGUUGGACGAGGCGGCAUGAAUCGGGCUGGUGUUUAGAGAUUUUUGGCCUUGGAGUGGUGCUGUCUGGAGUGGCUUGGUGGAGCUUCUGGGUACGGAAAGCUCUGGGGGAGUAUGUGCCGAUUUGCGGUGCUUAGUUGGAUACAACCACUAGCUAGGUGAACUGGGGGGUUUUUUUUGGCCGUGCUGAGUGCACGAGCGGAAUUGAAUCGAGUUCUCUUACGUAUUGCAGGUCCAUAUGUCUAUUUGAAGGUCUCCGAAGCAUUUGAUGUCUCCUAGAGGCCCGAUAUCAGCUUUCGAGGAAUUGCGACUAUUUCCACG
Molecule: messenger RNA, 1141 nt
Organism: Mytilinidion resinicola
Lineage: Eukaryota; Fungi; Ascomycota; Dothideomycetes; Mytilinidiales; Mytilinidiaceae
Exons: 2
Coding region: 1-789 (262 amino acids)
Source: RefSeq, a predicted model, not a curated record